AUGAUUAAAAGAACACCAGAAGAAGAGAGUUUUUUAACAUCACCUUCUGAUUCUUUAUGGGUACAAACUAGUGAUAAUAUAAAUGAUCCUGCAUAUGAACCAAAAUAUCAACCUGUGGAAGAUUCAAUGGAACAAAUGAUAGGAUUACAUGUCUUCGGAGACUAUCCCCGGAAACUCGAUUAUGUCCUAGGUAAAGGUGAAGUAGUUGUUAUGCCUAAUUCAUUGAACCGUUCAGAACUUGAACAUCAUUUUGAAAAAUCAUCUACCUGGUGGUAUCACCUUUUUUCCGUAUUUUGGUCACGUCACAAGUUACUUCCAAAUAUGAAAUAUUCAAAUGGUUUUUACCAAUGGAUAUUUGAUCUUCAUGUUUAUAAUAAAAAUCAACAAUUCAGAUUAUACAAAGCAACGAAAUUUGGACAAGAUAAUCCUUUAUUAACGACAUCUGAUUUUCCUUUCAAUGGGCAAAAUGAACAACAUGAUAUGUUUAUGAAUAAUGUCAUCAAUUACGAUACUAUUCUUAAUCAUGCAUUAAUAUCUUAUACAAUAAAUAAUACAAAUCUUUUAAUCGUUUCAUAUAAUGAGAGUAAAUGGUCAUUGACCGACCAAAAUAAAAAUCACAUAAUUGACAUAACUGCUACCAAUUAUUUUACAUCUUUAAUUGUACCAAACAAAUCCACGUUCGAGACUAAUAGAAUACAAAGAACAACUACAAUAAAUACAACUGAAGCAUCCAACAAACAAGAUCAUUUUAAAAAUUUUGUAUUAAAACUAAUAAAAAAAAUAUAUCAUGGAAAUGGUUACGUACUAUCAUGUCAACAAGGAACCAAAAAUCAAUCUCUAUUUUUUUAUAACAUUGGUGGUGAAUUUCGCUAUUGUGAACAUUUACGGCGUCAUCAUAAAUCAAAUCGAACUUGUAUUAUUAUUGAUACUUUUACAUAUAAAUAUCAAAUUAAAUGUAAAGAUCCGGAUUGUAGAAAUUUCAAACCACCACGGAAAGACAUUUCUUAA
Molecule: messenger RNA, 1008 nt
Organism: Rotaria sordida
Lineage: Eukaryota; Metazoa; Rotifera; Eurotatoria; Philodinida; Philodinidae
Source: the annotation of a GenBank genome assembly